GAAAGGCGGAAGUAAAGGCCGGAGGAGAAGGAAAAGAAGAGGAUCUCCCGGCGGGAGGCAGACAGCUGUGUGACCGUAAGGCUAUCCUCCUGUGAGCCACCAAACCUGUUCCAUCACCUCCUGUGCCUUCAACGCCGCUACUGUCUUCUGCUGUCGCAGUUCUCCGAUAUCGCAGGGAAAUGGCCGGUCGAGGCGGAAAUGCUCGACCAAACGGGCCGGCUGCCGGCAACAAAAUCUGCCAGUUCAAAUUGGUCUUACUAGGGGAGUCAGCGGUGGGGAAAUCUAGUCUCGUCUUGCGUUUUGUCAAGGGUCAGUUCCACGAGUACCAAGAGAGCACAAUUGGAGCUGCAUUCCUAACACAGACCGUAUGUUUGGACGAUACAACAGUGAAGUUUGAGAUCUGGGAUACCGCUGGGCAGGAGAGGUACCACAGUCUGGCCCCCAUGUACUACAGAGGAGCGCAAGCAGCUAUUGUAGUAUACGACAUUACCAAUACAGAAACCUUUGCAAGAGCGAAAAACUGGGUGAAAGAACUUCAGAGGCAGGCUAGCCCAAACAUUGUAAUUGCCUUGUCUGGGAACAAGGCUGACCUCUCCAACAAAAGAGCUGUAGAUUUCCAGGAAGCUCAAGCCUAUGCAGAUGACAACAGCUUGCUCUUCAUGGAGACCUCUGCUAAAACCGCUAUGAAUGUGAAUGAAAUAUUUAUGGCCAUAGCUAAGAAGCUGCCGAAGAAUGAGCCCCAAAGUACACAAGGAGCCCCUGGAAGGAACAGGGGGGUGGACCUCCAGGAAAACACCCCUCCGGCUCGGAGCCAGUGCUGCAGUAACUGAGUUCCCUCCUUCUCGCUUGUUGCCUAUUGGUGGGGAGAAAGGAGCAAAA
Molecule: messenger RNA, 879 nt
Organism: Nanorana parkeri
Lineage: Eukaryota; Metazoa; Chordata; Amphibia; Anura; Dicroglossidae
Gene: RAB5C
Product: RAB5C, member RAS oncogene family
Exons: 6
Coding region: 180-830 (216 amino acids)
Molecular function (GO): GTP binding; GTPase activity
Source: RefSeq, a predicted model, not a curated record